Saccharomyces kudriavzevii IFO 1802 is the source of this 2517-nucleotide messenger RNA. It is a transcript of the gene TRZ1, whose product is annotated as tRNase Z. The record is from RefSeq and is a predicted model, not a curated record. Gene Ontology annotation, cellular component: mitochondrion. Gene Ontology annotation, molecular function: 3'-tRNA processing endoribonuclease activity. Gene Ontology annotation, biological process: mitochondrial tRNA 3'-end processing. The coding region runs from base 1 to 2517 and encodes 838 amino acids. The transcript has a single exon. Lineage: Eukaryota; Fungi; Ascomycota; Saccharomycetes; Saccharomycetales; Saccharomycetaceae.
AUGUUCACAUUUAUACCCAUUACACACCCCACAUCGGAUACGAAGCAGCCCUUGUUGCUGCUGCAGUCUGCGCAUGGUGAGAAGUACUUCUUUGGCAAGAUUGGUGAAGGUUCCCAGAGAAGUCUGACGGAAAAUAAGAUCAGAAUAUCCAAAUUGAGGGACAUUUUCCUUACUGGUGAACUGAACUGGUCAGAUAUUGGUGGGUUGCCUGGGAUGAUCUUGACCAUUGCCGAUCAGGGGAAAAGCAACCUCGUUUUGCAUUACGGACAUGACAUUCUGGACUACAUAGUCUCCACUUGGAGGUACUUCGUCUUUAGAUUCGGCAUAGACUUGAGGGAUCAUAUUAUGAAAGAUAAAGAGGUCUAUAAAGAUAAUGUGAUAACGGUUAAGUCCUUCAAUGUCCUGAAAAAUGAGGAAAAUUGCAAAAGUGAAGUUUUCGACAGCUUUCAAAAGGGCGUGUUGGAUUCUAUAGUCUCGAAAAUGUUCCCCAAACAUGAACCCACCGAUAGAUAUGAUCCUUCCAGUGAUCCGCAUUUAAACGUUGAACUGCCUGACUUGAGCGCAAAAAUAGAAAUCUCUACGAAUUACGAAAUCAGCUUCAAUCCCGUGAGAGGGAAGUUCAAGCUCGAAGAAGCUGUCAAGUUAGGUGUGCCAAGGGGUCCCUUAUUUGCCAAGUUAACUAAGGGCCAAAAAAUCACAUUGGAUAACGGUACUGUCGUAACACCUGAACAGGUAUUAGAAAGAGAACGUCAUUUCGCCAAGGUACUGGUUCUGGAUAUCCCGGAUGACGCAUAUUUAAGUGCGUUCGUUGAAAAGUUCAAGGAAUACGAUUGCGCUGAACUUGGUAUGGUUUAUUAUUUUCUGGGUGACGACGUCACCAUUAAUGACGACCUAUUUAAGUUCAUUGACAUUUUCGAGAAGAACCAUUAUGGCAAAGUCAAUCAUAUGGUUUCUCAUAGUAAAAUUUCCCCAAACACAAUAACGUUUUUCGGUUCAGCAUUAACCACAUUAAAGUUAAAGGCAUUACAAGUCAAUAACUACAAUCUACCAAGAACAGAUCGUGUGUUUUCGAAAGAUUUUUAUGAAAGCUUCGACAAACCACUCGCCAAGGGAACUUCUAUGUGUGAAUCCCAAGAGACACCUUUAAAUACUGCCAUACAGAAGGAUAAUAUUCAUAUUUUUGCACAGAACAAGACAGUAACUUUUGAACCUUUUCACAGGGACGAAGAACCGAUGAGGUGUGAAAUAAAUAGUGAUCUAUCAGCUUUCUCGUGGGAAAAAAUUUUUGAGGAUCAUGUGCAGCCUUUGGGGUUCCCCUUAGCUAGUGUCGAGACGGUCAUCAACGACCAACUACAUGUGAACAAUUUUAAUAACACGACGGAAAAGAAAAGACAUGUCGAGAUUAUCACAUUGGGGACCGGUAGUGCAUUGCCCUCCAAAUAUAGAAAUGUUGUGUCCACAUUAGUUAAAUUUCCCUAUAUUCAUGUGGAUGGCAAUAUUGAAAAUAGGAACAUCAUGUUGGAUGCAGGUGAAAAUACUUUGGGGACCAUGCAUAGAAUGUUUUCUCAACUAGCAGUCAAGUCAAUAUUCCAAGAUUUAAAGAUGAUUUAUUUAAGUCAUUUGCAUGCAGACCAUCAUUUAGGGAUAAUUAGCAUAUUAAAUGAAUGGUAUAAAUAUAACAAGGACGAUGAAAUGAGUUAUAUAUAUGUGAUAACUCCAUGGCAAUACAACAAAUUCAUCAAUGAAUGGCUAGUUCUGGAAAACAAGGAGCUUUUGAAGAAAAUUAAAUACAUUAGUUGUGAACAUUUCAUUGAUGAUUCGUUUGUGAGGAUGCAGACGCAAGCCGUUCCUCUGGAAGAGUUCAACGAAAUAUUACAAGAGAAUAGUAAUCAUGAAGUGAAAAGGAAGCUGGAUUUGGACGGAGAUUCUUCAUAUAGGGAUGUUGAUUUAAUUACGCAAAUGUAUGAGGAUUUAUCGAUAGAAUUUAUGCAGACGUGCAGAGCCAUACACUGCGAUUGGGCAUAUUCAAGUUCUAUCAUCUUUCAGAUGGACGGGAACAAUGAUCAUAAUACAUUCAAAGUUUCGUAUUCAGGCGAUACGAGACCUAAUAUUGAAAAUUUCUCCCAUGAAAUUGGCCAUAAUUCUGAUCUACUAAUUCAUGAAGCCACACUAGAAAACCAAUUAGCGGAAGAUGCCAUCAAGAAAAGGCAUUGUACAAUCAAUGAGGCAAUUAGUGUUUCGAAUGAAAUGAAUGCUAGAAAGUUGAUCUUGACACAUUUCUCCCAAAGAUAUCCUAAGUUGCCUCAAUUGGACAAUAAUAUUGACGUGAAGGCGAAAGAAUUUUGUUUCGCUUUUGACAGUAUGAUUGUUGACUAUGAGAAAAUUGGUGAGCAGCAGCAUGUAUUUCCACUAUUGAACAAGGCAUUUGCUGAGGAAAAGGAACAAGAAGAUGACUCUGAAGAUGUAGAAAGCAUCCAAGAUCCGGAAAUCAUAGUAAAAAAACACAAGAAAAAUUAA